UCAUGUCAAUCGGAUUUUGAAAAUGCGUCGAAUAUUCGUUGUUUUUGUGGUGCCCUUACUGUCAUUCCUGGUUACGGUGGAUGGGCUUGCUAUCAGCAAUGUACGCUUGGAAGAAGGUAGCGGCCGCUAUGAAGGACGAGUAGAGGUCAGCAUUGCCGGUAUAUGGGGCACAAUAUGCGACGACGGCUUUGAUAUGAAUGAUGCAAAGGUCAUCUGUAGAAUGUUGAAUAUGACAGCCACCGGGUUUUUGCAUAAAGCCCGACGUGGUAAAGGCUCUGGGCCCAUAUAUUUACGGAGCCUGGCGUGUAACGGCUACGAGACGAGUAUUUACCAAUGUUCGUACGGUACCGACGUCAGCGUUUGUUCACAUUCAGACGAUGUAUCCGUCAUUUGCUCAGACUGUGGAGCCAUCAAUGUGACAAACGGCCAGCCAGUUUCCAUUUCAUCAACUGGAACUUCGUUGACCAUUUCAUGCAAAGAUGGAUUCUCUGCGGAUAUGUACACUAGUGAAUGCAACCGAGGAACAUGGACAAACAGCCCAAUAUUUUGCCGCUCAUCUCUCAAGAUCCAGAGCAUGCGGCUUGCUAAUGGGAUUGGUCUUUACGACGGCAGAAUAGAAAUACAAGUGAACGGAUCAUGGGGAACAAUCUGUGGUGUUUCUGCUCUGUCUUCUUCAACAUAUUUGUUUUCAACGGUGGAGGCCGAAGUUAUCUGCUACAGUAUGUUUGGGAAAAGGGCAGUGACUUCAUACAGCUACUAUUCAUCAGACUACGGGCAAGGGAAUGGCACAGCCUAUAUUGACCAGCUGCGGUGUAAUGGAAAUGAAGACUCUAUUCUCGACUGCAAUUACGUUUUGAAUACAACAUGUUCCGAUUAUUAUUAUUAUGCAAGUGUUGCAUGCAAUCAAUGUGGGGAAGCGAAUCUGUCCCAUGGAAAGAUAACCAGCUAUCAUAAUAGAACACUGACGGUGGAAUGUGAUGAAGGAUAUGAUCCUUCAACCAUAUCUCUACAAUGCGUCAAUGCCGCGUGGAGUAGAAACGCCACAUGCAUUCCAACUGGCUAUCCGUUGGACAUUAAGGAUGUCCGCCUUACACCAGGUCCCUACCAUGGAAGGGUUGAGCUCAAAGUCAACAACACUUGGGGGACAGUAUGUGGAAACGGAUUUGAUUACUCCGAUGCCAAUGUGAUUUGCGGAAUGUUUGGACUCAGAGGUGCAGAUGUUUACAGCAACGCUCGAUACGGGCAAGGGUCAGGCCCUGUAUUUAUCGAUUAUUUAAAGUGUUCUUAUGAUACUCCUACCUUAAAUCAGUGUCCUUACCUUGCUUACAAUGAAUGCUCCCAUCAGCGUGAUGUCUCCAUUGCAUGCUAUGGGCCAACUCUGAAUAUAUCUGAGGUGCGUUUGGUGAAUGGUACCGGCCCAGAUGAUGGAAGAGCAGAAAUUCUUAUAAACGAACAAUGGGGGACAAUAUGUGAUGACAAUUUUGAUAUUAGUGACACAGAAGCGUUCUGUAGGAUGCUUGGAUUUCCUCUGGAUGUAGACGAUAUCCGUUUAGUGAACGGAAGUGCUCCAGGAAGUGGUAGGGUAGAGUUAAAGGCAAUGAACACCUGGGGCACGAUCUGUGGAGAUGGCUUCAACAUGGAUGCAGCAAAUGUCAUCUGCCAAAUGAUUGGCUACGCGUAA
Molecule: messenger RNA, 1681 nt
Organism: Mya arenaria
Lineage: Eukaryota; Metazoa; Mollusca; Bivalvia; Myida; Myidae
Product: deleted in malignant brain tumors 1 protein-like
Exons: 11
Coding region: 23-1681 (552 amino acids)
Cellular component (GO): membrane
Source: RefSeq, a predicted model, not a curated record